Molecule: messenger RNA, 981 nt
Organism: Rotaria sordida
Lineage: Eukaryota; Metazoa; Rotifera; Eurotatoria; Philodinida; Philodinidae
Source: the annotation of a GenBank genome assembly
AUGGUAACACGUCUCGAAAAUUUUCCUACAGAAUUAUUUUUUUCUAUUUUUGAUUAUUUAUGGGCACAUGAAUUAUUUUAUUCAUUUUCAAAUUUAAAUGCACGUAUUGAUAUUAUUAUAUUGCAUACUCAAUUACAUAUAUCAUCAGAAAAUCAAGAUAUAAUUUAUUCUCCACAUCGUGUUCUAUCAUUAAAUCUUACAUCAUCACCAAUAUGUCUUGAAGAAUUUAUUAAUCUUCGUUCAUUAACAUUAACCAAAUGUAAUCUUGAUAAUCUUAUUCAACUUCCUCCACAUCUUUCACGUUUAUGUAUUCAAAAUAUUGAUUUACCUAUUUCAAAUACAAAAAUUAUUUUUGAAAAUUCAACAUUAAUUAAUGUUCAAUUAAAUUUACAUCAUAAAUUAACUUUUUAUCCAUCAAUAUUAAAUACUGAUAAAAAUUUUAGUAAUAUUGAAUAUUUAACAAUAAAUUAUAUAUCAUUAAAUGAUGUUAUUGAAUUAUUACAAUAUCUAACAAAAUUAAAAUAUCUUCAUAUAUCACUUUUUGGUAUAAAUAAACAAAAAAUAACAAAUUUUUCUUCAAUACCAACAGUUACUCGUGUUAUUUGUCUUUCAAUGGGUAUAUCAUUUGAUAUAUUAUGUACACAAUUUUUAUCUAUUUAUUUUCCUAAUAUUCGAACUUUAUCUAUUUUUACUUCAUAUGUUGAUCAAAAUUUAUUUAUUAAUUCUCUUGAACAAUUAUUAAUGAAUAAUUUACGUUAUGUUAAAAAGUUAAAUGUUAGUGCGCAAUUUAUCAUUAAUCGAACAUUAACAACUAAUAAUGAUAAUAUUGAAGCUAUUUCUACACGUUUUCGUACUGCUUUUUGGAUUAAACGAAAUUGUCGUGCAACAUUUAAAUGUUGUAAUGAUGAUCCACAUAUAAUUCGUCUUUAUCUUCAAACAAAUAAAAAGACACGUACACGACCAUCAAGAUUUUUAGUUUAA